Molecule: messenger RNA, 1654 nt
Organism: Kickxella alabastrina
Lineage: Eukaryota; Fungi; Kickxellomycota; Kickxellomycetes; Kickxellales; Kickxellaceae
Product: Serine/threonine-protein phosphatase 5
Exons: 4
Coding region: 146-1588 (480 amino acids)
Cellular component (GO): nucleus; cytosol
Molecular function (GO): protein binding; protein serine/threonine phosphatase activity
Source: RefSeq, a predicted model, not a curated record
UUUUUUCUUUUUUCCAUCCAAUAUUUUCUCUCUAUUUUUUUAUUGCGGGCUAUUUGUUGGUUUUCAAUUCUACAUUUGCAUUCAGUAGUGGUAUAUUAUCUUUCCUUUCUUUAUUUUUCUCCCUCUCUCUCCCUUUCUCUGUUCAAUGUCAAGCACGACCUCAGAAGUGGUACCAACAGUCGACGCCUCGGCGGCCGCACGCGCCGAGCAGCUCAAAAUGGAAGCCAACGCGCUUUACGCGCACAAGCACUACCACGAAGCAAUCGAAAAGUACACUCAGGCGAUUCAGGCCAACCCCUCAGUCGCAGCAUUCUACACCAACCGGGCGCAAUGCCACCUGUUCACCGAAGCCUACGGCGCAGCCAAGGAAGACGCCGAAAAGGCGAUUUCCCUAGACGCGAAAUUCACCAAGGGGUACUUCCGCAAGGCCGCAGCAUGCAUGGCCAUGGGCGACCUCAAGGAGGCCCGGGCAAAUUUCCGACAAGUUGCGGUUAUGGCGCCUGGGGACGCGGUUGCACGCAGGAAAUACUCGGAGUGUGAUAAGCUGUAUCGGCGCAUUCUGUUUGAGAGCGCCAUUGACUCGGAAGCGGACCGGAAGCGCGUGGCGGAGAGCAUUGAUCUGAGCAAGUACCCGGUGGCCGAGGACUACGAUGGGCCGCGGAUGCCUGUGCGCAAGGUUAUGGUGGGCGGGGAGCCGCAGAUGGUCGAGGUUGACGAGGAGUACGUUGAUCUGGAGUUUGUUAAGGGAGUCGCCGAAUGGUUCCGUGAACAAAAGUCGCUGCCGCUGCGGUACAUGUACGUGAUCCUCGUGCAGGCCGAGUCGCUCCUGCGGAAGCUGCCCACGCUGGUGGAUGUCGCAGUGCCGUCGGACGCCAUUAUGACAGUGUGCGGAGAUGUCCACGGGCAGUACUACGAUGUCAUUAUGCUGUUCUUCGCGCUCAAGCUGCUUUACCCUGAUGCGUUCUUCCUGAACCGCGGCAACCACGAGUCCAUCGGCAUGAACCAGCUGUAUGGGUUUGAGGGCGAGGUCCGGCAUAAGUACCCGACGCAGGGCAAGCGCCUGUUUGAUUUGUUCCAGGAGACCUUCGAGGCUCUGCCGAUUGCGCACUUGAUCCAGGGCAAGAUCUUUGUUGUUCACGGCGGGCUUUACUCGCGCGAGACGGCCAAGAACUCGGGGCUGCCUGAUGGCGACGGUGUUGUUCGGCUGGAUGAGUUGCGUGAGCUGCCGAGGUUCCACCAGCCGCAGCACACUAAGCUGCUGAAUGAGUCGCUGUGGUCCGAUCCUCAGGAUCAGGAGGGCAGGGCGCCCAGUCCUAGGGGCACGGCCAUCCAGUAUGGCCCCGAUGUCACAAAGGAGUUCUGUGCGACGAAUGGCCUUACGAUGGUCAUUCGCAGUCACCAGCAGAUGGACGAAGGGUACGAGAUUGCGCACGAUGGCCAGAUGGUCACUGUGUUCUCGGCGCCCAACUACUGCGACUCGGGAACCAACAAGGGCGCAUACAUCCGGAUCACCCCCGAGCUCGAGUGUACUUAUCACAAAUUCUCUGCUGCCAUGGCGUACGCUAAUGCCAGAACGCUCAUGUACUAGAGGUGGCUCUUUUCGUUAUAUAUCAGAUUUCGUGCAUUUUCAAUGUAACAGCAAAUAAAUAUAAAA